Molecule: messenger RNA, 5101 nt
Organism: Boleophthalmus pectinirostris (great blue-spotted mudskipper)
Lineage: Eukaryota; Metazoa; Chordata; Actinopteri; Gobiiformes; Gobiidae
Gene: matr3l1.2
Product: matrin 3-like 1.2
Exons: 24
Coding region: 1435-4746 (1103 amino acids)
Cellular component (GO): nucleus
Molecular function (GO): zinc ion binding; RNA binding
Source: RefSeq, a predicted model, not a curated record
UUUAAAUGAAAUUCCGUCAUAGUAAGUAAGCAAACUGCGUAUUUCUGUGCUGUGUUGAUAUGCGUAGUUCCGUGAUUAAGUUUUAACGUUGUAUAAGCCGCACCAGCUAAGUUAGCAGUCCAGUCCAGUUCGCAAAAGCUUGUGCAGUGCGCAGUGUUGGGCCUGGAUCUCUUCGGCGUCGUGGACGUGCUGUUCUUCAUCAAUUCCAGCGCAAAUCUCUCCUCUUCAUCAGGACUACAGCUCCAGGAUCUCAAGUCAAAACACUUCUUAUGUCCCUCAUCCGUCUUUUCGAACUUUUGCAGAAAUUUUAAAGUUGUUUUAAGGCCACUGGAUUUAGCUGUUUACUGAAAAAAAAAACAUGCGUUAACAGUAUUUUUUAUUUUAUUUUAUUUUUGUCUCCCAUUACAUUUUGCAUUUCUGAAUAAAGAGAGGACUGUUCUUGUUAACAACACUGGCGAUUAGAGGUGUGCAAAAACAUUGAAAUAUCGAUAUAUCAUAUUUAGGGAUGUAACAAUAACUGAAAUGUCAUGAUAUCGUAUCGUCAAAGUUGUUAAAAUAUAUCGAAUUACAAGUCUCUUUGCUUAAAUUAAGAGUUAUGGUGCAGUAAUAGCUAAAAAAAACAGAGGGGACUACAUAGACCAUGAUUCUUUGCUCCAUUUCAGUGCAGACUACAAGAAGAAAUAACAGUUCUAAGCAUUUUUAAGUCUUAGUUCUUGUCUUAGUUCUAGUUCAAGUCUUGUCAAGGCAUUUUAAGAGGAAAAAGUAGCAUAUUAGCCUCCACAAAAUAUCGCAAUGAAUAUCGUACCUUGAGAUGUAUAUCGUGAAAAUAUCGUACCGUGAGAUGUAUAUCGUGAAAAUAUCGUACCGAGAGAUUUGAAUUUUGUUAAAUCCCUAAUCAUGAGCCUCUGCAAUAAAUAUCGUACCGUGAGGUUCAUACUGUGACGAUACCGUAUCGUGAAACUUGGAUAUUAUUACACCCCAAUCGUAUCAUUUAAUGUGAUAAUACAGUAUUGAUAUUGCAGGUUGCUGUAUCGAUAUAUCGCCAAGAGUAUUUUUUUAGUGGAAGGAAACUCGUUUAUGCGACACAUUUGACAUUUUCUUUGUUUCGAUGAUUUAAAUGGGAGCGUUUCAUAUGAGCUUUGUCCAAGAAGUGGUUUAACGAAGACUUUUUUUUAGUAUCACAGACAUAAUUUAGUCUUUAUUUUUUACUGAACCGUAUCAAAUCGAAAGUGCGUAUCGUGGCCUAUGUAUCGAGCUUCAAGUACAGAUUGAGGAACCUUCUGCUUUGAAACAAGAAGAGGAGUUUUACUUUUAUCCCAGAGACUGCACUUGCUUUUAGUGUUGUGCCCUGCAACAUCUCAGUAUUUUCAAAGAUAUUGUGAUUUCUUAAACAAAGCUUUUGGACUCAGCGAGCAUCUGUAGUUCAACUCCCUAAUGGCUCAGAAAGGGAGUGGUUUUAGUGCUGGUCGCGGUUUACUAUCUGCAGCAAACUUCAGCCCUGGGCGUCCAGGCGGAGGCAUGGCCUCAGGGGGCAGUGGUGGGCGUGGCCCGGAGCAGAUGGGCAGACCUCACAAUUCUGCUGAACAUCUGAGCAGCACCUCCAUGAAGCUGUUCUCCAGCCUGGGCCUGUCCCCCUCGGAUCUAGAUGCUCUAGCUCAGAUUCCUGAAGAUCAGAUCUCUGUGGAGACUCUGCCGCACAUUCUGAGGCAGCUGAAGAACCGUAAGAACCGCGAGGGCUUUGCAGAAUGGGAUGAACCACAGGCCAGAGAGGGGCCACGAGACCUGCAGUUCAAUUUCAGACAGGACUCCGCUCAGGGCCAUAACUUUGGUCGAAACUUUGCCGCUUCUGGAGACUUCUCCCAGCAACGUCAUGACUUUGGUAUGUCGCCCCCUUCUGACUCUGCGGGGUUCAUGCAGGGGCGCUCGGGGCAGCCGUCUCAGGGCAAAGUGGAGGACUUCCUGGGAAUGAAUCCAGCCCGCUUCCCACAUGUGUGUUUGCUGUGUGACUUUGACGUUCACUCCAUCAUGGAGUGGAACCAGCACCUAAACGGACUCAGACAUGCGGAGAACAGAAGAGUCCUGCUUAACAUGUAUCCAGACUGGGAGCCCCCCAUGUCGUCCAACAGAAGUCGGGGCAUGGACGCUCCAAACCUCUCGGACGGGAUUCUGGGACCUGCUCCUCUGUCCGGCCAGACUUCAGGACUUUCCUCACGCUGGGGAGGGGGCGCUGGAAUGGCUCAGAAGAACACACAGGGGCAGAACACGAGAGCUCGAGUGGUGGUGGUGAAGUACGACCGAAAACCUCUGAGCGACAAAUCUCUGUUCAACUUUGUCGAGCCGUUUGGACGAUUAAGAGAACACCUGCUGCUCAAGAACAAGGGCUUCCUGGAGAUGAGCACCCACGAUGAGGCUCUGGACGUGGUCAACUAUUACCAACAGAAUCCUGCGACUUUAGGAGGGCGCCCCCUGGUGUUUGAGCUGUCCAAACGACUGUUCAUAGAGAAGACCCAGUCUGCUCAGCCGCCCCCCAGACCAGUGGAGCGCAGCAUGAACCGCAAACGGUUCACGGGGGACGAAACCCCCGGGGUCAGCCAGGUGGUGUACUUCUCCAACCUGCCCCGAGAGGAAGAGAAGAAGAAGGACCUGCUCACCAUCGCAGGGAGGUUUGGCACCGUGGAGAAGCACCUGUUCCUACAGAAAGAGGGGUUCAUUCAGCUGUCGUCCCCCCGAGAAGCAGAGAUGAUGGAGAAGUACUACAGCAUGAACCCGCUGGAGGUCAGAGGGCAGCAGGUCCGAUGCAACGUCUGCACUAAAUACAAGACGCUGAAUGUGCCACAGCAAAGCAACAUCAAGAGCUCUGGUUCUCAGGGUUCACGUGGACCCAGACCUGCCAGAUCAUCCAGUCCCCGGCGCUCCACAGACCGGAAGAGGAGUCCCAGUCCCAAACCCAGACCCAAAACGGAGCGCAGGAAGGAGGAGCGGCCCAAGGCAAAAGCAGAGUCUACAUCCAAACCUAAACCAGAGACUAAACCUGAAUCCAAACCUGAUUCUAAAUCCGAGUCCAAGUCUGAGUCCAAAGCCGGUCCAGAGAAGGAGGAGAGCUGCAGUGAGGAGGAGCGGACGAGCAUGAAACACGAGCCGGAGAACGCAGAGGGAGAGGAGGAACAAAAGGCCUCUAAUGGAGACGAACGCUCUGAGGACACCGCUGAGGAAGAGGGCGGGGACGGCGAAAAGGUGAAGGGCGCGGAGUCCGAGGAGACAAAAGACAGUAUCAUGGCCGACGCUGAGGAGGGUGUGGAGGGACAAGAGGACGAGGAUUUCUUGGAGAAUAUGGACGACAUGGUGGUUGUGGAUGAAAUCGAGGAUGAAGACGGAGCAGAUGCUAUAGAUAACUCAGAGAAAGGGGGGAUGCGUGUGGUGCUGGUUAUGGGUUUUAAAAAAGGAUACAACCAUCUGAACGAGCUCAUGCAGCUGGCGCAGCCCUUCGGAAAAGUGGUGCGCCACCUGGUGCUCAACAUGCAACACAAGGCGUACCUGCAGUUCUCCACGGAGGAGGAGGCUGUGGCCAUGGCAAAGUUCUACAACGGAAACGUGCAGGCGACGGUUUGUGGACGUCCGGUCAAGAUCUGGCACUACACUGCACAGCCCACCAUACAGUUUGGGUUUGUGGUGUACAUCGGGAAACUUCCAGAUGCCAAGUACAAAAAGGAGGAGGUCCUGGAGCUGGUGGAGAAGUUUGGGAAAGUCAGGAAGUACUUUCUGCACUACAUCCGCCGAGAGUGCUUCAUCGAGAUGGAGACGGAGGAACAGGCCGAGCGAGCGGUGGAGCAUUAUCGUCGCCAUCCAGCGAUUCUCUACGGCUCACACCUCACCAUCUACGUCAGCCGCAAGUACAGAGUACUGCGCGGGAGACACGUGGUGGUCCCAGGCUCAAAGAAGUCUUCAAAACGAGAAAAAGAUUCUACCCCAAAACGGAGGAACGACGACGAGGAACCACCAGCCAAAAAAGCCAGAGACGAGAGGGCAGAGAAGAAGGGGGAGAGGAAAGAGGAGAGGAAAGAGGAGGAGGCCAAGGAGGGAGGAGAUGAGGAUACACCUAUGGAGGAUUUAUCUGAGGAAACAAAAGAGGAGACAUCUAAGGAAGUAGUGGAGGAGGAGAGUAAAGAGGAGACAUCUAAGGAGGGAGGAGACGAGGAGAUAGCUAAGGAAGGAGGAGAUGAGGAGAGCGAUGAGGAGACAUCUAAGGUGGAUGGAACCGCGGAAAUGAAAGGGGAGGAGAGCGACAAGGAACAGCCCGAGGAGAGAGAGGAGGAGAGGAAAGAGGAGAGUUUGAUAGAAGAGGAGGAGAGGAGUGAGGGAAAGGAGGAGGAGGACAGACUUCUGGAGAAGACUGAAGACAAGAGACUGGACCAGGACUCGGACCAGGAUCAGAGCGAAGAGGACGAGAUGGAGACCAAUCAGGAGCCUCCUCAGCCUGAAACUCCUCCUUCAGAGUGUGAAGCCACGCCCCUCGACUCUGAAGCUCCGCCCCCUGACACUAAACCUGCCGUGGCGUCGUUACCGCUGCCCCCGUACGACCCAAACACGCCUUUAGGAGUGGAGCAUGUGAAGAUGGGAUAUUACUGCCGCGUCUGCUUCCUGUUUUACUCCAACGAAGACUCGGCCAAACGCAUCCACUGCAGCAGCCAGGCUCACUACGACAAACUACAGAAAUUCCUGGAGAAGAAAAAGACGUCGCCAAAAUAGUGUUUUGUUUUUUUCCAUUAGGUUUUAUACAAAUCUAAAAACACUCAAACUUCAGCUCUGAACCAUUUUUUAAAUUGUGUUUUUGAUUGUGACAAAAGAGGGAAUCGUGUGAAUGUGAACUGAACACCUGAAGCGCUGAUCAAAUCUACAAGAGUCUGUUUUUUACUCAUCUGUUGUAUUUCUGUUGGUUUUUCUGGAGAACUUGGAUUUCCAGUGGAGUUCAAACUGACAAACGGUGAACUAGAGUUUAGUUUUCUUGGGCUCUGGUUUUUGCGAUCCUUUUUUCUUGUACAGAUAAAACUGCAUCUUGGAUCGAAGUGGAAAUGUUUUUUUAAUAAAAGCACAUUUCUUUGAA